Meloidogyne enterolobii is the source of this 571-nucleotide messenger RNA. NCBI's taxonomy places the organism in Eukaryota, Metazoa, Nematoda, Chromadorea, Rhabditida, Meloidogynidae. The record is from the annotation of a GenBank genome assembly.
UUUCUCUUAGGAGAUAGCCGGGCAAAAAAGCACCAGUUUCUCUUAGGAGAUAGCCGGGCAAAAAAGCACCAGUUUCUCUUCGGAGAUAGCUGGGCGAUCUUCACUCCAAACAAUGCAACAAGUAAACUCCAAUGGUCUCGUCUACAUGCCAAUUAUAUGUUGGCCAAGUUCUUGUCAAAUGAGAAGACGUACAGCAGAUGUUUCAUUGGUUGGAUGCAAUGAUUUGUUUGUUUUGAAUGCUUUGAGAGAGCUUAUGGAGGAAUCAAAUUUGCCCGUCAAACGAGAACCUCAACAAGAGAAUAAUGAACAUGAUGAAGUUAGAGAUGCAGGGCCUGCUGUGGCUGAUACAACUAAUUCGUCUCCUACCGCUGUUCUUCGAAACAAAUUGGACAUGUUAAGGCAAGAAGAAGGUGCUCUCCUUUCGUUGUUGUCACGACUCCGUUUGCAUCAACGUACUUUGCAAUUGGAACAAAACAAACUGAAUGAGAAUUAUGAAAAUAAAAGGAAAGGGACAACAGUGAAUCGUAGAAUUUUAAAGUAUUUGUUUAGUUUUUGUUUCUAUUGUCUUUAA